AUGGCGGGGUGCUUCACGCCGCGAGUCGGUGGUGUGAGGCACAGCGCCUUCUGCUCGGCCCUACACUCCCGCUACAGCUCGAAAACGCGGUAUAAUUCGGCAUGUCGUGCCGGACAGGGUGCUGGCGAGCUCCAUUCCCGCACCAGCACCUUUGCGGCCGUGCUGGACCGAUUCUGGCAGGGCCAGGGCAUAGUGCACGGCAGUGACCGCUCCCGGCUGCUGGCCCUGGCGUCCGACCUGGUGGACGAGGCUGACGCGAGCCUGGAUCUGGAUGCCCCCGGGUUCAACCGCGCCCUGCCCGGCGCGGACCUGCUCUGGAAUCUCCAGGCGCGGCGGCAGGAGGUGCUCGAUCUGACCGCCCGGCUGCGAGCCCUGCACGCUCUGCUGGGCGCCGGCUCCCACCCCGGCGUGGACGUCGGCCGGCUGGCGGCGCGCGAGCCGCGCCUGCUGACCGAGGACCUGCGUCGCGUGCGCCAGCGCCUGCUCAACAUGCGGCUGGCCGCCCCCGCCGCCGACGUGCUGGCCGCCGCGGCCGCGCAGCCUGUGCUCCUGGUGGAGGGCGGCGAGGACUGGGCGGGGACUGACGCAGCGCGCGCUGCCUCCGGCUGGGGCCACGGCGUCCCCGCCGACUCCGACUGGGCGCGGCGCUGCGCCGAGCUGGAGGCCUACGCCGUGCGCCAUGGCGACGUGCUCGUGCAGAGGAUAGCGCGGCGCUGCGGCGCGCUGACGCCGGAGCAGGUGGCGGAGCUGGAUGCCGUGGGUUUUGCCUGGGAUGUGCCAGACCCCCUCUCCUGA
Molecule: messenger RNA, 795 nt
Organism: Auxenochlorella protothecoides
Lineage: Eukaryota; Viridiplantae; Chlorophyta; Trebouxiophyceae; Chlorellales; Chlorellaceae
Exons: 3
Coding region: 1-795 (264 amino acids)
Source: RefSeq, a predicted model, not a curated record